Molecule: messenger RNA, 1386 nt
Organism: Neofelis nebulosa (Clouded leopard)
Lineage: Eukaryota; Metazoa; Chordata; Mammalia; Carnivora; Felidae
Gene: THEM6
Product: thioesterase superfamily member 6
Exons: 2
Coding region: 169-795 (208 amino acids)
Source: RefSeq, a predicted model, not a curated record
CCUCCCCAGCCGGCUUCGCGAGGUGGUUCGCUCCGGUAGCUCGGCUCUCGCCGGUUCCGGCGAGCGGGCGAGGCGGGGCGCGGGCACCGGCGCGGCGGACUCCAGCGCAGCGCGCCCCGGUCGGCACCGGCGCCGCGGGUUCCGCCGCACCCCGCGCCUGCCGCCGCGAUGCUGGGGCUGCUCGUGGCGCCGCUGGUCCUGGCGCUCGUCUACUUCGCGCUGCUGGACGGUUGGUACCUGGUGCGCGUGCCGUGCGCCGUGCUGCGCGCGCGCCUGCUGCAGCCGCGCGUCCGCGACCUGCUGGCCGAGCAGCGCUACGCGGGCCGCGUGCUGCCCUCGGACUUGGACCUGCUGCUGCACAUGAACAACGCGCGCUACUUGCGCGAGGCCGACGUGGCGCGCGCCGCGCACCUGACGCGCUGCGGGGUGCUGGGGGCGCUGCGCGCGCUCGGGGCCCGCGCCGUGCUGGCCGCCUCGUGCGCGCGCUAUCGCCGCUCGCUGCGCCUGUUCGAGCCCUUCGAGGUGCGCACCCGCCUGCUGGGCUGGGACGACCGAGCGUUUUACCUGGAGGCGCGCUUCAUCAGCCUGCGCGAUGGCUUCGUGUGCGCGCUCCUGCGCUCCCGCCAGCAUGUGCUGGGCACCUCGCCGGAGCGCGUCGUGCAGCACCUGUGCAAACACAGGGUGGAGCCCCCCGAGCUGCCAGAGGACCUACGGCACUGGAUUGCCUACAACGAGGCCAGCAGCCAGCUGCUCAGGGCUGAGAGCGGCCUCAGUGAUGUCGUCAAGGACCAAUGACCACCACACCCAGCCCGCCAGCCUCAACGUGGGGGCACUUGCCUGCCGGUCCCUGCCUGCCAGGGCCAGAGGGUGCGGGAUGGACCCGCCAGGCCCACGUCUCCCAGCUGGAGCGGUCCACGACCAGCCCUGUCGGCCCAGCACCGCCCCCCCCCCCUCCACCGCCCCAGCCCGCUCAGGCCUCCCCCUCCGCCCAUUACUGAUGUCCCCCUCCCCCAUACUGUGCUGGGCACGGGAUGGGGGUGACUCAGAUGCCCUGACACAGCUCUGCCCUCAGAGUGGAGGUGACGGGAAAAGUGGGAGGCCCAGGACCCUUGGGACGUGGGCUGUGGGGCUGGGAGUUCGGCCCCACCCUGUAGGUGAAGCCAGUCUGGGGCCCCAUGGUGUAGGUCAGAGCCACCGGGGCCCCAGAGCUGCCUCCUUCCACCCUGUCCCGGAACCCGGCCGCCAGCUGGAGCCAGGAGCGCAGGGAUGCCCCCCGAUUCCUUGCCUGCCCCCCACGCUGAUCUCUGCCUUACAGCUGCAACGGGAAAGCUGCAAUGUUUCUGUUUUAUUUAAAGAAACCCCAAGAUUAAAGGGUUUUUAAUGUCA